AUGUUAAUUACGCAUUCUAGUUUAAAAGCGGGCUUGUUUACAGGCGUGGCGCUGUUCGCGAAGAGACACCGGCGAUCGCCGUCCCAUUUCAACCUCAAAUACGGCCGUGAAAAUUCACCACCGGAAUCUCCCGUGAAGGAAGUGGUGCAUAUUACCUGCGAGAUCGAGAGCAAGGAAGGACUGGAGUUGUGCCCGGAGUGUGGUUUAAUAGCCAACAUGGAACGCAGGUUACACAAAGGGCUCAGCUUCAGCUUGCGAGAACUCAAAUUAGAAAUCGACAAAUUGACGACGACCGACGAUUUUGAGGCGCACAACAUGGUACGCGAAGCGAACGAGAAACAGGCGGCAGCUGAAAAGGCGCUAAAAGAGAGCCAGAUGAAGGUGGACGUGCUCACCGCCGAGGUGGCGGCCCUGAAGACCCUAGUCCUGACGUCUACGCCUAGCUCUCCCAAUCCCCAUUUGCACCCGCAAAUAGGCGGCGCGAAAGACGAGACAGGUGAGCAUCGCGAAAUGGAUCUCUUCAGUAAAUUAAAAAGGGGAAGUGAAAAAAGUCCAUCGCACAUCUGCUAACGAUUGCCCUAAAGUGUAAUAAAGACCAUAAUAAAAAAAAUAUCGAUAAAACAAAUAAAUUACUUUAUUAUAUUUUUUAAAAUGCAGGUGGAUCCUGAGUUCCACAAAGAGUUCCUAGUCUGGCGUCAAAAGCCCGUGUUGGGAAAAACUGACCCUUUCAUUCAACGAAUUUACAACGAAGACAUCAACCUGUGCUUGCGCUUCAACAACAAGGAGUUAUCGAGUAAAGUCAGCAUCGCUGUGGAGGCCGGUACGAUCCUAAUCGAAGCCGUCAGCGACAAGACAAAAGCCAUGUUCCCUAAAAAAUGUGCGUUACUAGAAGUCCCAAGGUUAUGUUUUUAUAGGAUGAACAUCGGAGAGUCGGACAAUUGGUACAGCAUAUCGCAACUGUGUAGGAAUAGGAUUAUCGCUGUCUGUGAUUUUUUAAAUUAUCUCAAAUACAUUGAAAGGGGUCUGGUGAAAAGUUCUGCUCACGAUGUCUACUGGGAAAUUAUAAGGUUGAGGAAGAAUAUCUCCCUGGCCCGCCUAGGACUGAGCCUCGCUUCGUGAAACUAAGUUAUCGGACUCGUUACAUGUGCCAAAUUCUACCCUACGCUAUCCUUAGUUAUAGAUCUGUUAAAACUCAAACCAAAGACUAGGUGAUUUAAGUUGCAGAAUUUUUAUAUUUUACGGUGUAGCAAAUUCAGGAAUUUAUUUUUUUACGCAUUUGUCCCCGCCUCGUGUACAUAUGCCUCUCACUUUAAUCCCGAUUAAGGUGGUUAAAAAAGUUUUAAAGAAAUGAUAUUUUGCUAUUUUUAAAAUGUUUCUUUUAUAGGUGAAAUAUGAUUCGGAACAAAAUUAGGGAAAACCUUGUAGAAUAGAGUAUUUUUUCCUGUGAACACUUCAGUGAUGAAAAAAAAUUGAAGAUAUGUAAAUGAUUUUUAAGACAAUAAAUUGUUUCGAUCGGAAAUUAGUUUUUGGUAUGUUUUGAAUGUGGAUGAAAAGCCUACAGUGUAUGUCAAUGAUACUCUACGCCUACUGGUACAUUGUGCCUACUAACCUAGUAGGUACAAAAUAACAUUUUCUGCCAGUAGGCAUUGACAUUUUAGAAACACGAAAAUUAGGUUAAUUUUGCCUUCACAGGGUAUCUGAAACUAUCGUUGGUAUCCAAAUGUACUCACCGAAGUGUUUUUGUUGUAAAUUUAUGUAUAUAUUCUAUGUUUUAGCUCUUAUUAAAUCUCAAAUUUAUUGUUGAUAUUAUUUAGACUCUCUAUACUGACAAAAAGAUAUGUAACAAAUAAAACGAGAUAUGUA
Anoplophora glabripennis (Asian longhorned beetle) is the source of this 1863-nucleotide messenger RNA. RefSeq names its product guanine nucleotide exchange factor for Rab-3A-like. Lineage: Eukaryota; Metazoa; Arthropoda; Insecta; Coleoptera; Cerambycidae. The transcript has 7 exons. The record is from RefSeq and is a predicted model, not a curated record. Gene Ontology annotation, biological process: exocytosis. Gene Ontology annotation, cellular component: Golgi to plasma membrane transport vesicle. Gene Ontology annotation, molecular function: guanyl-nucleotide exchange factor activity.